Molecule: messenger RNA, 881 nt
Organism: Cariama cristata (Red-legged seriema)
Lineage: Eukaryota; Metazoa; Chordata; Aves; Cariamiformes; Cariamidae
Gene: PDCD7
Product: programmed cell death 7
Exons: 5
Coding region: 1-609 (202 amino acids)
Source: RefSeq, a predicted model, not a curated record
AUGGCUCCAAAGCAAAAAAAAAAAAAAGAACGAGAACUUAAGGCUGCUGCAGACAGUGUCUUAUCUGAAGUACGGAAGAAACAAGCAGACACAAAGAGGAUGGUGGACAUCCUGCGUGCGUUAGAAAAGCUUCGGAAACUGCGAAAAGAGGCUGCUGGCAGGAAAGGUGUUUGUCCACCUCCCUCAGCAGAUGAAGCAUUUGAAAAUCAGGUGGAGAGUCUCAAAACGUUGCUCAAAAAUCGCACAGAGCUGUAUGAAGCUGAGGAAAGAGCAUUAAGAGUUAUGUUGGAGGGAGAACAGGAGGAGGAAAGGAAGAGAGAAAUGGAAAAGAAACAGAAGAAGGAAAGGGAAAAACUACUACAGCAGAAACUCGAAAUUGAUUCCAAGCUGUUUGGGGAGCCAGAUGAAUUUCCUCUAGCCCAUCUAUUGCAGCCCUUCAGAGAAUAUUACUUACAAGCUGAGCAUUCUGUAGCAGCUUUAAUCCAGAUCAGGCAUGAAUGGGAUCAGUACUUGGUGCCAGCUGAUCACCCCGAAGGAAGCUGCAUCCCUCCAGGAUGGGUUCUUCCGAUUCUCCCCACAAAUGACACUUGGGCCACUGCUGUCAGAUAAUUUAGUAAGGAAUUAUUUUAAUGUUGGAGGAAUGUUUCUUUAUAAUUACGUGUGUAAAUAUGAGAGGGUCCGAAGAGGGAAUCUCAUCCCCUGUUUCAGUAGCCAGGUACUGGAUUGUCUUGAAGAAGAGUUAAGAACUGGUUUUGCCAUCUGACUCUGCAGCGAAAUAUUUGAGCAAGCCCAAAGCUGCUAGGCCUCUCGUGGUAUGGAAUUACAGUCCCACUAUGAGUUUUUGUUAACAAAUCUCAAUCUUAAUAAAGAAACAUUGCUGA